Molecule: messenger RNA, 339 nt
Organism: Dendrobium catenatum
Lineage: Eukaryota; Viridiplantae; Streptophyta; Magnoliopsida; Asparagales; Orchidaceae
Product: cytochrome c-like
Exons: 2
Coding region: 1-339 (112 amino acids)
Molecular function (GO): electron transfer activity; heme binding
Source: RefSeq, a predicted model, not a curated record
AUGGACAAACUAAAUCAACUUCAGCUCACAAGAGCGAAAUGCCUAGUCGAAAAUAUCCUAGGCAUCCAUUCUCAACAAUCCUUGCCAGAUAAGGACGUGGGUUACGUGCUCAACGCAGUUUUUUGCGCCAAUGGCACUGCAGGUAAAACGGUUAUUGACCGGGGCCCUUCUGAACCGAGUGGUUUUGCCGCCAAAUGGCACCAAAAUAAGUUAUGGCCAGAAGCCAAUACGCUCCUUACUGCGUACAUUCCUGGCACAAAGAUGGUUUUCCCUGGUCUGAAGAAGCCCCAGGACCGAGCUGAUCUUAUUGCCUAUCUCAAGGAUUCUACGGCUCCUUGA